Juglans microcarpa x Juglans regia is the source of this 1285-nucleotide messenger RNA. RefSeq names its product protein transport protein SEC13 homolog B-like. Gene Ontology annotation, cellular component: COPII vesicle coat; nuclear pore outer ring. The record is from RefSeq and is a predicted model, not a curated record. Bases 161 to 1066 code for a protein of 301 amino acids. NCBI's taxonomy places the organism in Eukaryota, Viridiplantae, Streptophyta, Magnoliopsida, Fagales, Juglandaceae. Gene Ontology annotation, molecular function: protein binding; structural molecule activity. Gene Ontology annotation, biological process: protein import into nucleus; COPII-coated vesicle budding. The transcript is spliced from 2 exons.
UUUAGUCCAGUCCUUUAUUUUUAAAGCUCAGACCUCCUCUCUCAGUCUCUCUGCGAUAGUUACAUCACACCCAAACAUUCCUGAUUACUUUCUCUGCGAUACCUGAACAAUCGGUUUUCCUCGUCUUACUCCUGGAUCAGCAUUGGAUAAUCAUAGAAAGAUGCCUUCACAAAAGAUUGAAACUGGUCAUCAAGAUGUGGUGCACGAUUUGGCUAUGGACUACUAUGGAAAGCGUGUUGCCACUGCCUCGUCAGACCUUUCAAUUAAGAUCACUGGGGUGAGCAAUUCAGCCUCUCAACAUCUUGCAACCUUAACUGGCCACCAAGGACCUGUUUGGCAGGUGGCCUGGGCUCACCCAAAAUUUGGGUCCUUACUCGCUUCAUGUUCUUAUGAUGGGCGUGUAAUUAUAUGGAAGGAGGGUAAUCAGAAUGAGUGGAUUCAAGCUCAUGUCUUUAGUGACCACAAGUCAUCUGUCAAUUCUAUUGCUUGGGCUCCUCAUGAACUGGGUCUUUGCCUAGCAUGUGGCUCCUCUGAUGGAAAUAUCUCGGUUUUCACUGCAAAACCAAAUGGUGGUUGGGACACAUCAAGAAUCGACCAAGCUCACCCACUUGGCGUAACUUCUGUCUCAUGGGCUCCCUCAACUGCGCCCGGUGCUCUUGUUGGUUCCGGCCUGCUUGAUCCUGUUCAGAAGCUCUGUUCUGGUGGUUGUGAUAAUACUGUGAAGGUGUGGAAGCUCUAUGAUGGGAAUUGGAAGAUGGAUUGCUUUCCAGCUCUUCAGAUGCACACAGAUUGGGUCCGUGAUGUUGCAUGGGCACCCAACUUAGGGCUUCCAAAAUCUACAAUUGCUAGUGCCUCGGAAGAUGGCAGAGUCAUUAUAUGGACUGUGGCCAAGGAGGGGGAUCAGUGGGAAGGCAAGGUUUUGAAUGAUUUUAAGACUCCAGUCUGGAGGGUCUCCUGGUCGCUGACAGGAAACUUAUUGGCUGUGGCUGAUGGAAACAACAACGUGACACUGUGGAGGGAAGCGGUGGAUGGGGAGUGGCAACAAGUGACGACAGUUGAGCCAUGAAAUCCAUCUUUUGAAACUUUUGCACUUAGGUUCCCGUUCUGAAUGUUUUUUAUUCACAUGUAUAGGUCUCAUUGUUUCUUUACAUUUGUUGAAACUUCCAAACUGGAAGAUUUUAUCAAAAGACUGGACUAACAAGACCAAAUGUGGCUUGUAGUUUUGUUGGAACUCUCUUGAAAUUUGUUGAUGUCUGGAAAUGGACAAAUGGUGGAUUUCUCUCUC